Drosophila innubila is the source of this 1953-nucleotide messenger RNA. RefSeq lists its product as uncharacterized. The coding region runs from base 182 to 1831 and encodes 549 amino acids. Lineage: Eukaryota; Metazoa; Arthropoda; Insecta; Diptera; Drosophilidae. The record is from RefSeq and is a predicted model, not a curated record. The transcript has a single exon.
CUCUCCUAUAUAGUUUAAAAAUAAGUUAUAUAAACAUUUUUGAUAACAUCAGAGCUAGGAAAAAUACUCGUAGUAUUGAUCAACUUACAAAUUUAAUCCAUUUGCAACACUCAACAGAUUCAUUGAGGUAUUUAAAAGUUUUGAAUAAAUUGCAAAUUAGAACAAGUUGACCGAUUCUACAAUGGAGUCGGUACCAUUCAAUAAAUCCGCAUUCCUGGAGAGUUACCUGCUGAAGCAUCGGGAGCUGGGAAAGCGACAAAGAGAAUAUAAAAAGUUACUCUCGAGUAAAGUGAAGACUCGCAAUGAGACAAUCAUUGAUGCGAGUUAUGAGAACACCAUCGAUCGCCUGGAGGAGGAGAAGAAUGAUCUGAGGGCACAGAUUUGGGUUGCGGCAGGAGCGACUCACAUUCAGAAGGACAGUCGAUAUCUGGGACAAAUACGUUGUCAUGUCGAGUGUCAGGAGAAUUUGACAGAGGACAUAACCAAGCUGAAGACAUCCAUAUGCAAUAUGGAGCGUGAGAUCAGUCGGGUGAGAAAACAGAUCUACAAUCUGAAUCGAUUGACGGUGCCGGAGCAACAGCAUCAGGCACAUGUGGCCAAAGUGCGCAAGAAGAUGGUUAUUCUGGAGAAUUCACUGGAGGUGGGAGUGCGACAGGAAUGCGGAUUCACGGCGGCAAAUGCCGAGCUGAGGGAACAGCUCAUCAAGAUCCUCAAUCAUCGCACAUUCUUCAACGAUUCCUACACGAAAAUGGUGCAGAAACUGAACAGCGAUAAAAAGUAUCUCAUAGAUCUCAUUGAGUAUGCUCUUAACACCUUUGAUGGCUGCAUCGAUGUCUACGAGAAGAUCGACAAGAUCACCAAGCGAGAGGCCAAGGAGCGAGAACUGCGACGCAUUGAGCUACAGGGUAUCAUGAGGAAAGUGGCCGCCGAUGCGGAUAACUCGGCAUUUGUCGAGUGCAAGGGCAGGGAGCGAGUCCUCGCCGAUCUACAGCCGAAGGAGUACAAGCGACGCGAUGAAUUCCGACGCAAGCACAACAAGAAAAUCAAUCUGUAUAAUUCGGUGCUUAAGAAGAUACUCGAUUACACCAACUCCAACAAUGUGGAGGAGGUGAUCGACAAGUUCCAGCAGCAGGAGAGUCUCUACUACUCCUUCUUCAACUACGCCAACGAGAUGAGCUAUCACAUUACGCUGCUCAACAACUCCGUCAAUCGUUUGUUCGAGGACAUCAUCGAAUUGAAGCGUGAGAACUCCAACACGCUGCAGGAUCAGAUAAGUCUGAUCAAUACACUGGAGGAUCAGGUCACCCAGAAACAGAACUCCAACAUUCAGUUGAAUAAGACGCGAGAGAGCAACGAUUCUCGCCUCGAGAAUCUCUUGCAGGGCAUCGAGAUGCUGUGUGACAUGUGCUCCGUGGACACAUCUCCUUUGGCCGAUCUGCUCGGCGAUCACACGCACGUCAAUCUGGUCAAUGUGGAGCGAUUCGUCAAAUUGCUGGAGGCACGCAUCCAGGACAUCGUGGCCAGCGUCUAUGUCUUUGAGCGGCAGGACGAGGGCAACAUCGACUAUGUGGUCAAACAGAUCGAGAAGAUCUGCGAGCUGCCCACCGAUCUCAAUGACAUUGUCCUCACCCAACAGUGUCCCGAGUGCGCCGAAGGCGAAGCCUUCAACAUUGACGACGGCGGCGACGGCGUUGCCAUUCACACGGUCAAGGAGGCGAAGCAGAAGCUCUACGAGAAGAUCACCCAACCCGAGAUGCAAUAUCGCCUCCACAGCAUCAGCCAGUGUCGUCUGCCUCGCUCCCGAGUGCUCGCUGCCAAGCGAAACAUGUAGUUACAAUCUUAAAACUUACACGUUAUCCAAUUUCACCUUUUACUUUCACUUCACGUCCUGGACAAUCUAUCAAAUUUUCAAUAAAUAUAUUAUGUACCACUGUGCGUUUGUGUAACAAAACU